UGAACGGAGGCGCGUUGUCCCCGCGAUCCAAAUAUUGAUCCGAAGACGCGAAGGCGUAGCGUCUCCGUCUCUCCCCUUUCGCCCCGUCCAUCUCCACGCUCCCGAGUUUUCGGUCCCCUCCCCCGACGAAAAAUGACUACUUCAAGGCGCCUUGCUGACAGAAAAAUACAGAAAUUCCAGAAGAAUAUUACAAAGAGGGGGUCAGUACCUGAGACAACAGUAAAGAAGGGAAAUGACUAUCCUGUUGGUCCUGUUGUGCUUGGGUUCUUCGUCUUUGUGGUCAUCGGAUCAUCUUUGUUUCAGAUAAUUAGGACGGCAACUAGUGGCGGGAUGGCAUGAAGCGUAGGGGACAAAGGAAGCCCUGCUCAAAGUAUGUGAUGGUUUAAUUUUCUCGGAGACAAAAAAGAAGAAAGAAAAUGUGUUAUGAGAUUGCCAAAUCUUUAGUCUAUAACACAUAUACAAAACAUUUCUUGACGUCCUUGUCUUCCUUUAGUCCAACUGCUAAUUCUGGGUCUAUAUUGAACUCCAUUUUCUCAUAUAUGACUUUUCUAUCUUAAUGAUAUGACCAAA
Messenger RNA from Musa acuminata subsp. malaccensis (wild Malaysian banana), 570 nucleotides. RefSeq lists its product as uncharacterized. Gene Ontology annotation, cellular component: endoplasmic reticulum. NCBI's taxonomy places the organism in Eukaryota, Viridiplantae, Streptophyta, Magnoliopsida, Zingiberales, Musaceae. Gene Ontology annotation, biological process: endoplasmic reticulum unfolded protein response. The record is from RefSeq and is a predicted model, not a curated record.